This is a messenger RNA of Leptonychotes weddellii (Weddell seal), 12850 nucleotides long. The record is from RefSeq and is a predicted model, not a curated record. NCBI's taxonomy places the organism in Eukaryota, Metazoa, Chordata, Mammalia, Carnivora, Phocidae.
GGGCUCGCCGCCUGCAGCAGCCGCAGCACCGCGACCUGGAGCCCCGCGCGGGCUAUGGCUGUGCCCGGGGGCUGAGCGCGCAGGCUGUGUGACCGAGAUUCCCGACGAGAGAGACUGAGAAGAGAGGAAGGAGGGGCGGGCUCCUGGCAAGGCAUCCGCUCCUGAACUGAGUCCUGCAAAAGAUGGAGAAGGAAGAGGACACGACCCGGGAGCUGCUGCUGCCCAACUGGCAGGGCAGCGGCUCCCACGGGCUGACCAUCGCCCAGAGGGACGACGGCGUCUUUGUGCAGGAGGUGAUGCAGAACUCCCCUGCGGCCCGCACUGGGGUGGUCAGAGAGGGGGACCAGAUUGUGGGUGCCACCAUCUACUUUGACAACCUGCAGUCAGGCGAGGUGACCCAGCUGCUGAACACCAUGGGGCACCACACCGUGGGCCUGAAGCUGCAUCGCAAGGGGGACCGCUCCCCUGAGCCUGGCCAGACGUGGGCCCACGAAGUCUUCAGCUCCCGAAGCUCCGAGGUGGUUCUGAGCGGGGAUGAUGAGGACUACCAGCGCAUCUACACCACGAAGAUCAAGCCUCGGCUGAGGUCAGACGAUGGACUAGAAGGGGAUCCUGGGGAGACCCAGAGCCGCACCAUCACGGUGACUAGAAGGGUCACGGCCUACACUGUCGAUGUGACAGGCCGCGAAGGAGCCAGGGAGAUCGAUAUCAGCAGCCCAGAGUUCAAGAUCAAGAUUCCACGGCAUGAACUGACGGAAAUCUCCACUGUGGAUGUGGACACCCACUCUGGCCAGACAGUGAUCAGACUGCCCUCGGGCCCGGGGGCAGUGUCUCCUACCGCAGGCUCAGUUGUGGACAUCCGAGCGGGGUCCGUUUCCGCUUCAGGACUAGAGCUCCAAGGUGCUGGCCACUCGAAGCUCCAGGUCACCGUGCCUGGGAUAAAGGUGGGGAGCCCAGGUGUCAAUGUCAGUGCAAAAGGCUUGAACUUGGGUGGCAAAAGAGGGGUCCAAGUUCCAGGAGUGGACAUUUCGUCUUCUCUUGGGGGGGGAGCGGUGGAGGUGCAGGACCCGUCUCUGGAGAGUGGCAAUAAUGGGAAAAUUAAAAUUCCCACUAUGAAGGUGCCAAAAUUCAGUGUCUCAACAGCACCUGAGGGCCAGGCACCAGUGGCAGGGUUGAGCGUUUCUGUACCUGAAUUCUCUGUGGAGCACAAGGGUGGCAAGCCAGGCCUGACCAUUGGCGGGAACAUCCAGACCCCUCAGCUAGAAGUCAGUGCUCCUUCUGCCAAUAUUGAGGGGUACGAGGGGAAGCUGAAGGGCCCCCAGAUCACUGGGCCAUCCCUUGAGAGUAACCUAGGCCUGAAAGGUGCCAAGCCACAGGGGAGCAUAGGGGUGGACAUCUCAGGGCCCCAAAUCGAGGGCACUCUCAGCGGCUCCAAUGUGGAAGUUCAAGCCCCUGACAUUGAUAUUCAUGGUCCUGGGGGCAAACUGAAUAUGCCCAAGGUGAAAGUUCCCAAAUUCUCUGUAUCAGGUUCUAAGGGAGGGGGAGCUGGCAUUGAUGUGGCACUGCCCACAGGUGAAGUGACUCUUCCUGGGAUGUCUGGGGACGUCAGCCUGCCUGAAGUUGCUGCUGGGGGGCUGGAAGGGAAGGUGAAGGGUACGAAAGUCAAGACUCCUGAAAUGAGCAUACAGAAACCUAAAAUCUCCAUGCAGGAUGUGGAUCUGAGCCUUGGAUCCCCUAAACUGAAGGGAGAUAUUAAGGUUUCAGUGCCUGGGGUGCAAGGUGAUGUUAAAGGCCCUCAAGUGGCAGUUAAGGGCUCCAAAGUGGACAUAAAGACACCUAGUCUUGAGGGGACCCUGACGGGACCCACGCUUAGUAGUCCUUCUGGGAAAACAGGAACGUGCAGGAUCUCUAUGACAGAUGUAGAUCUCAGUGUGGCUGCACCUAAAGUGAAAGGGGGUGUAGAUGUCACACUCCCCAAAGUAGAAGGGAAAGCCAAAGUCCCUGAAGUGGAUGUCAAAGACCCCAAAGUGGAUGUCAGUGCCCCAGGUGUGGAAGUUCAUGGCCCAGAAUGGAACCUGAAAAUGCCCAGGUUCAGCCCUCCAGGAGUUGAAGGGGAAGGCCCAGAUGUAGAUGUGAAACUACCCAAAGAUGUCAGUAUUUUGGGGCCCAAGGUCAAUGUGGAGGCCCCAAAUGUCAACAUAGGGGGUCUGGGAGGCAAACUUAAAGGCCCUGAUAUUAAGCUGCCUGAAGUGAGUGUCAAGACACCAAAGAUCUCCAUACCUGAUGUCGAUUUGCAUGUUAAAGGCACAAAGGUAAAAGGAGAGUAUGAUGUAACAGUCCCAAAACUUGAAGGGGAAUUGAAAGGCCCCAAAGUGGACCUUGAUGCCCCAGAUGUGGAUGUUCAGGGCCCAGACUGGCAUCUGAAGAUGCCCAAGAUGAAAAUGCCCAAAAUCAGUGUGCCAGGGUUCAAAGCAGAGGGCCCAGAAGUGGAUGUGAACCUGCCCAAGGCUGAUGUGGACAUUUCUGGGCCCAAGGUAGAUGUUAGUGCUCCAGAUGUGAGCAUUGAGGGACCAGAAGGGAAAUUGAAAGGACCUAAGUUUAAGAUACCUGAGAUGAAUAUCAAAGCCCCAAAGAUCUCCAUGCCAGAUGUGGACUUACAUUUGAAAGGCCCUAAAGUAAAAGGAGAAUACGAUGUCACAGUGCCAAAAGUGGAAGGUGAGAUUAAAGUUCCUGAUGUUGAACUUAAAAGUGCCAAAGUGGAUAUCGAUGUUCCAGAUGUUGAUGUUCACGGCCCAGACUGGCACCUGAAGAUGCCCAAAAUGAAAAUGCCCAAGUUCAGCAUGCCAGGCUUCAAAGCAGAGGGCCCAGAAGUGGACGUGAACCUGCCCAAGACUGACAUUGACAUCUCGGGACCCACGGUGGACGUUGAAGUUCCAGAUGUGAACAUCGAAGGACCUGAAGGAAAGCUGAAGGGUACCAAGUUUAAGAUGCCUGAGAUGAAUAUCAAGACCCCUAAGAUCUCUAUGCCUGAAUUGGAUUUGCAUAUGAAAGGUCCCAAGGUAAAGGGAGAAUAUGAUGUUACGGUGCCAAAGAUGGAAGGGGAACUCAAAGGGCCAAAAGUAGAUGUCAGUGCCCCAGAUGUUGAAGUUCAUGGUCCUGAAUGGAACCUAAAGAUGCCCAAGAUGAAAAUGCCCAAAUUUACCAUGCCCAGCCUCAAAGGGGAGGGCCCAGAAGUGGAUGUGAGCCUGCCCAAGGCUGAUGUGGACAUUUCUGCACCCAAGGUAGAUAUUAGUGCUCCAGAUUUGAGCCUUGAAGGACCAGAAGGAAAGUUGAAAGGCCCCAAGUUUAAGAUGCCUGAGAUGCACUUCAAGGCUCCCAAGAUCUCCAUGCCUGAUGUGAACUUGAAUCUUAAGGGGCCAAAACUAAAGGGAGAUGUGGAUGUGUCUGUGCCAAAAUUGGAAGGAGAUUUGAAAGGGCCCAUUGUGGACGUGGAGAUGCCUGAUGUUGAUCUGGAAUGUCCUGAUGCAAAGCUGAAAGGCCCUAAGUUUAAGAUGCCAGACAUGCACUUCAAGACCCCCAAGAUCUCCAUGCCUGAUGUGGACUUACACUUGAAAGGCCCCAAAGUGAAAGGGGAUGUGGAUGUGUCUGUGCCCAAGAUAGAAGGUGAAAUGAAAGUGCCAGAUGUGGACAUUAAAGGCCCCAAAAUAGACAUUGAUGCCCCAGAUGUGGAUGUUCAUGGCCCAGACUGGCACCUGAAGAUGCCCAAGAUGAAAAUGCCCAAGUUCAGUAUGCCUGGCUUCAAAGGCGAGGGACCAGAUGUGGAUGUGAACCUACCCAAGGCUGACAUUGACAUCUCUGGACCCAAGGUGGACAUUGAAGCCCCGGAUAUGAACACUGAGGGUCCAGAAGGUAAACUGAAAGGUCCGAAGUUCAAGAUGCCUGAAAUGCACUUUCAUGCGCCUAAGAUCUCCAUGCCUGAUGUUGAUUUCAACUUAAAAGGGCCUAAAACCAAAGGAGACUUUGAUGUUUCUGCCCCAAAGCUGGAGGGAGAGUUAACGGGUCCAGAAGUGGAUGUCAGAGGUCCCAAAUUGGAUGUUGACAUGCCAGACAUAGCUGUGGAAGGUCCAGAUGGCAAAUGGAAAAGUCCUAAAUUUAAGAUGCCAGACAUGCACUUUAAAGCUCCCAAAAUAUCCAUGCCAGACAUUGAUCUACACUUAAAAAGUCCCAAGAUAAAGGGAGAGGUGGAUGUUGAUGUUCCCAAACUGCAAGGUGACCUCAAAGGGCCAGACCUCAAAGAUGACAUCAGUGGGCCAGAUAUCAACAUCGAAGGACCAGAGGGCAAAUUGAAAGGUCCCAAGUUCAAGAUGCCUGACAUGCAUUUCAAAGCCCCAAAUAUUUCUAUGCCUGAUGUGGACCUAAAUUUGAAAGGACCAAAAAUCAAGGGGGAUGUUGAUGUGUCUGUGCCUGAGGUAGAAGGUAAAAUUAAAGUACCAGAUGUGAACAUCAAGGGCCCCAAAGUAGACAUAAAUGCUCCUGAUGUUCAUGGCCCAGACUGGCACCUGAAAAUGCCCAAAAUGAAAAUGCCCAAGUUCAGCAUGCCUGGUUUCAAAGCAGAGGGUCCAGAGGUAGACGUGAAUCUUCCCAAGGCUGACAUUGAUGUCUCAGGACCCAAAGUUGACAUUGAAGCCCCAGAUAUGAGCAUCGAGGGUCCAGAGGGAAAAAUCAAGGGGCCUAAAUUUAAGAUGCCAGAAAUGAACAUCAAACCUCCCAAGAUCUCCAUGCCAGAUGUAGAUUUACACUUGAAAAGUCCUAAGGUCAAAGGUGAUGUGGACAUUUCCCUGCCUAAGGUGGAAGGUGACCUGAAGGCCCCCAAAGGGGACAUUGAUGUCCCAGAUGUUGAUGCUCAGGGCCCAGACUGGCACCUGAAAAUGCCCAAGAUGAAAAUGCCCAAGUUCAGCAUGCCUGGCUUCAAAGGAGAGGGCCCAGAAGUGGAUGUGAACCUGCCCAAGGCUGACAUUGAUGUCUCAGGACCCAAGGUGGACAUUGAUGUUCCCGAUGUGAAUAUUGAAGGUCCAGAUGCAAAACUGAAGGGCCCCAAGUUCAAGAUGCCAGAGAUGAACAUCAAAGCUCCAAAGAUAUCCAUGCCAGAUUUGGACCUUAACCUUAAAGGCCCUAAGAUGAAAGGAGAGGUGGAUGUUUCCCUUCCAAAUGUAGAAGGUGAUGUGAAAGGGCCUACUCUUGACAUCAAGGGUCCAAAGAUAGAUGUAGAUGCUCCAGAUAUUGACACUCAUGGCCCUGAAGGCAAAUUGAAAGGUCCCAAACUGAAGAUGCCAGACAUGCAUGUAAACAUGCCCAAGAUCUCCAUGCCAGAAAUUGACCUGAAUUUGAAAGGGACAAAACUUAAGGGAGAUGUUGAUGUUUCUGGGCCCAAAUUGGAAGGUGACAUUAAAGCUCCCAAGUUGGAUGUAAAGGGUCCAGAAGUGGACAUUUCUGGUCCUAAGGUCAAUCUUGAAGGCAAGUCAAAGAAAUCACGUUUUAAGCUUCCUAAAUUUAACUUUUCAGGCUCCAAAGUUCCGACACCUGAGGUGGAUGUCAAAGUUAAAAAGCCAGAUAUUGAUGUGACAGGUCCAAAAGUUGAUAUUAAUGCUCCUGAUGUUGAGGUUCAAGGGAAAGUGAAAGGAUCCAAGUUCAAAAUGCCUUUCCUGAGUAUUUCAUCUCCUAAAGUUUCUAUGCCUGAUGUGGAGUUAAAUCUGAAAGGUCCUAAAGUUAAAGGAGACUUAGAUGUUACAGCUCCUAAUUUAGAAGGUGACGUUAAAGGACCCAAAGUAGAUAUUAAAGCACCAGAAGUUCAUCUUGAUGCACCUGAUGUGGAUGUUCAUGGUCCAGAUUGGAAUUUGAAAAUGCCCAAAAUGAAAAUGCCCAAGUUUGGUGUGCCCGGCUUAAAAGCGGAAGGGCCGGAAAUGGCUGUGGAUCUGCCAAAAGGAGAUAUCAACAUAGAAGGCCCCAGAGUGGACAUUGAGGGUCCAGAAAUCAAAGUGGAAGGUGCAGAAGGAGGCUUAAAAGGUCCCAAACUCAAGAUGCCUGACAUGAAUAUCAAAACUCCCAAGAUCUCCAUGCCUGACAUUGAUUUAGACCUGAAGGGCCCCAAAGUGAAAGGUGAUAUGGAUGUUUCUCUGCCCAAAGUUGAAGGGGAUCUGAAAGGGCCAGAGAUUGAUAUCAAAGGGCCCAAAGUGGACAUUGAUGCCCCUGGUGUGGAUGUUCAUGGCCCAGACUGGCACCUAAAAAUGCCCAAGGUGAAAAUGCCAAAGUUCAGCAUGCCUGGCUUCAAAGGUGAAGGCCCAAAUGUGGAUGUUACCCUCCCUAAAGCUGACAUUGAUAUUUCUGGCCCCAAAGUGGACAUUGAUGCCCCAGAUGUGAGUAUUGAAGGUCCAGAUGCAAAACUGAAGGGCCCCAAGUUCAAGAUGCCUGAGAUGAACAUCAAAGCCCCCAAAAUCUCCAUGCCUGACCUUGAUCUGAACUUGAAGGGCCCCCAAAUAAAAGGUGAUGUGGAUAUGUCUUUGCCAAAAGUAGAAGGUGACCUAAAGGGCCCUGAGGUGGACAUAAAGGGCCCCAAAGUGGACAUCGACACUCCUGAUAUUAACAUUGAAGGCCCAGAGGGGAAACUGAAGGGGCCCAAAUUCAAGAUGCCAGAGAUGCACCUAAAGACUCCUAAGAUUUCCAUGCCUGAUACUGAUUUAAACCUGAAGGGCCCCAAGGUGAAGGGCAAUGUGGAUGUUUCCCUUCCCAAGUUUGAAGGGGAUCUGAAAGGCCCUGAAGUGGACCUCAAAGGUCCCAAAGUGGGCAUUGAUGCCCCUGAUGUGGAUGUUCAUGGACCAGACUGGCACCUGAAAAUGCCCAAGAUGAAAAUGCCCAAGUUCGGCAUGCCUGGCUUCAAAGGAGAGGGCCCAGAAGUGGACGUGAACCUGCCCAAAGCUGACAUUGAUGUCUCAGGACCCAAGGUGGACAUUGAUGUUCCAGAUGUGAAUAUCGAAGGUCCAGAUGCAAAACUGAAGGGCCCCAAGUUCAAGAUGCCUGAGAUGAACAUCAAAGCCCCCAAGAUCUCCAUGCCUGACUUUGAUUUGCACCUGAAAGGUCCUAAGAUGAAAGGAGAUGUGGAUGUUUCUCUGCCCAAGGUGGAAGGUGACCUAAAGGCCCCUGAAGUUGACAUCAAAGGGCCCAAAGUGGACAUUGAUGUCCCUGAUGUGGACGUUCAUGGUCCAGACUGGCACCUGAAGAUGCCCAAGGUGAAAAUGCCCAAGUUCAGCAUGCCUGGCUUCAAAGGCGAGGGCCCCGAUGUGGAUGUGAACCUGCCCAAAGCUGACAUUGACAUCUCAGGACCCAAGGUGGACAUAGACGCUCCUGAUGUUGACAUUCAUGGCCCAGAAGGGAAACUGAAGGGUCCCAAGUUUAAAAUGCCUGACCUGCACCUCAAGACACCCAAGAUCUCCAUGCCUGAAGUGGACCUGAAUCUGAAGGGUCCCAAGGUAAAGGGUGAUGUGGAUGUGUCUCUGCCCGAAGUGGAAGGUGACCUAAAGGCCCCUGAAGUUGACAUCAAGGGCCCCAGAGUGGACAUCGACGUCCCAGAUGUGGAUGUUCAUGGCCCAGACUGGCACCUGAAGAUGCCCAAGGUGAAAAUGCCCAAGUUCAGCAUGCCUGGCUUCAAAGGAGAGGGCCCAGAAGUGGAUGUGAACCUGCCAAAGGCUGACAUUGAUAUUUCUGGCCCCAAAGUGGACAUUGAUGCCCCAGAUAUGAAUAUUGAAGGUCCAGAUGCAAAAUUGAAGGGCCCCAAGUUCAAAAUGCCGGAGAUGAACAUCAAAGCUCCCCAAAUCUCCAUGCCUGACCUUGACUUUAACCUGAAGGGCCCCAAAAUGAAGGGUGAUGUGGAUGUUUCUUUGCCCAAGGUGGAAGGUGACUUCAAGGGCCCUGAAAUUGACAUCAAGGGCCCCAAAUUGGACAUCGACACUCCUGAUAUCAAUAUUGAAGGCCCAGAAGGAAAAUUGAAGGGCCCCAAAUUUAAGAUGCCAGAGAUGCAUAUUAAAGCACCCAAGAUCUCCAUGCCUGACUUUGAUUUAAAUUUGAAAGGGCCAAAAGUAAAGGGUGAUGUGGACCUUUCAUUACCUAAGGUGGAAGGUGAUCUAAAAGGGCCAGAGGUGGGCAUUGAAGGUCCUGAAGGGAAACUCAAAGGUUCCAAAUUUAAGAUGCCUGAUGUCCAUUUCAAAACCCCACAAAUCUCCAUGAGCGACAUUGAUUUGAACUUGAAAGGACCUAAGAUAAAGGGAGAUUUGGAUAUUUCCAUUCCUAAACUGGAAGGAGAUCUGAAAGGCCCCAAAGUGGAUGUUAAAGGGCCUAAUCUGGACAUAGACAUGCCUGAUGUUGACAUUCAUGGCCCAGAAGGGAAACUGAAGGGUCCCAAGUUUAAAAUGCCAGACUUGCACCUCAAGACACCCAAGAUCCCUAUGCCUGAAGUGGACCUGAAUCUGAAGGGUCCCAAGGUAAAGGGUGAUGUGGAUGUGUCUCUGCCCAAAGUGGAAGGUGACCUAAAGGCCCCAGAAGUUGACAUCAAGGGCCCCAAAGUGGACAUCGACGUCCCAGAUGUGGAUGUUCAUGGCCCAGACUGGCACCUGAAGAUGCCCAAGGUGAAAAUGCCCAAGUUCAGCAUGCCUGGCUUCAAAGGAGAGGGCCCAGAAGUGGAUGUGAACCUGCCAAAGGCUGACAUUGAUAUUUCUGGCCCCAAAGUGGACAUUGAUGCCCCGGAUGUGAAUAUUGAAGGUCCAGACGCGAAACUGAAGAGUCCCAAGUUCAAGAUGCCAGAGAUAAACAUCAAAGCUCCCAAAAUCUCCAUGCCUGAUGUUGACCUGGAUUUGAAAGGAUCCAAAGUCAAAGGAGAUUUUGAUGUGUCCGUCCCUAAGAUUGAAGGUACUUUCAAAGGCCCAGAAGUAGACCUUAAAGGUUCAGGUCUGGAUUUUGAAGGCCCGGAUGCCAGGUUCAGUGGCCCAAAUUUGAAGAUGCCAUCGUUGGAUAUAUCUGCCCCUAAAGUAACUGUUCCUGAUGUUGAUUUGCAUUUCAAGGCACCCAAAAUUGGGGUUUCUGGUCCCAAAUUGGAAGGUGCUGAACUGGACCUCAAAGGGCCCAAAGUUGAUUUAGAAGCUCCAAGCUUAGAUGUACACACAGAGAGCCCAGAUAUUAAUAUUGAGGGGCCAGACAUUAAAAUUCCCAAAUUUAGGAAACCCAAGUUUGGUUUUGGGGCAAAAAGCCCUAAAGCUGACUUUAAGUCACCUUCCCUGGAUGUGACCAUUCCUGAGGCAGAGCUGAAUGUUGAGACUCCUGAAAUUAGUGUUGGUGGCAAGGGCAAGAAGAGUAAGUUUAAAAUGCCAAGAAUUCACAUGAGUGGCCCUAAAAUGAAGGCCAAAAAACAGGGAUUUGACUUGAAUGUUCCCGGGAACGAAAUUGAUGCCAGUCUCAAGCCUCCUGAUGUAGAUGUCAAUGUUGCCGGGCCAGACGCCGCACUUAAAGCUGAUGUGAAAUCCCCCAAAACCAAGAAACCUAUGUUUGGGAAAAUGUACUUUCCAGAUGUAGAAUUUGACAUUAAAUCACCUAAAUUCAAAGCUGAGGCCCCCCUCCCUAGCCCCAAACUGGAGGGUGAAAUCCAGGCACCUGAUGUGGAUAUUUCUUCUCCUGGGAUUCAUGUGGAAGGUCCCGAUAUCAAGCUGAAGGCUCCCAAGAUCAAGCUGCCCGGUAUGGAUGUCUCAGGGGGAAAAAUAGAGGGUGACUUGAAAGGCCCCAGGGUGCAGGCGAACUUGGACGCACCUGACAUCAACAUUGAAGGCCCAGAUGCUAAAGUCAAAGCCCCGUCGUUCGGCAUUUCUGGCCCUCAGGUCUCCAUCCCCGAUGUGAACGUUAGCUUGAAAGGACCAAAGAUAAAGGGUGAUGUCCCCAUUGUGGGACUGGAAGGACCAGACGUAGAUCUGCAAGGUCCAGAAUCAAAGAUCAAAUUCCCCAAGUUUUCAAUGCCCAAGAUCAGCGUCCCUGGUGUGAAGAUGGAAGGGGUAGGAGCUGAGGUCCAUGCCCAGCUGCCCUCUCUCGGAGGAGGCUUGAGUGCACCUGAUGUUAAGCUUGAAGGGCCGGAUGUGUCUCUGAAAGGGCCAAGAGUAGACUUGCCUUCAGUGAACCUCUCUAUGCCAAAAGCCUCUGGACCUGGCCUUGACCUGAACUUGAAAGGACCAAGUUUGAAGGGAGACCUGGAUGCCUCUGUUCCCGGUGUGAAGGUGCACUCCCCAGGGCUUGACCUCAGAGGUCAAGGUGGAAAGGUGAGGAUGGAAGGAGACAGUGUGAAAGUGCCUGGGAUCGACGCCACGCUAAACCUGGGCACCCCAGAUGUGACCCUGAAGGGACCAAGCCUGCAGGGAGACCUGGCUGUCUCUGGUGACAUCAAAUGCCCUAAAGUAUCAGUAGGUGCUCCUGAUCUAAGCUUGGAGGCCCCUGAAGGUGGCAUUAAACUUCCCCAAAUGAAGCUGCCCCAGUUUGGCAUCUCGACUUCAGGGUCCGACUUGGACAUGAAUGUCAAAGGGCCACAAGUGACUGGAGAACUACAGGCUCCAGGCAUCGGUGUGAACCUCGGAGGCCUGAACCUGAAAGGGCCUCAGAUCUCUGGCCCUCAAAUCUCAGCACCAGACAUGGACCUGAACUUGGAAGGACCAAAAAUAAAAGGGAGCCUCGGGGCCACUGGUGAAAUGAAAGGCCCCACUGUUGGAGGAGGUCUUCCGGGCAUCAGUGUUCAAGGCCUCGAAGGAAACGUCCAGAUGCCUGGAAUUAAGUCCUCUGGAUAUGGUGUGGAGCUGCCAGGCGUGAGUGUGAAACUCCCAACGGGGCAAAUUUCUGGUCCCGCAAUCAAAGGCGAUCUGAAAGGUUCAGGAAUAGGUUUCCAUGGGGCUGCUCCCGACAUUAGCGUCAAGGGGCCUUCACUUAAUGUGGCCUCUCCUGAGUCAGAUUUCGGUGUCAGCUUGAAGGGCCCGAAAAUCAAAGGUGUGGAUGUUUCAGGGGGUGUCAGUGCCCCAGCUGUCAGCCUGGGCGAAGGGAACGUGAACGUCAAAGGACCCCAGGCCUCCUCCACUCUCAACUUGGAUGCACCUAAGUUUGCUGGGGGACUUCAUUUCUCAGGACCAAAGGUAGAAGGAGGUGUGAAAGGAGGCCAGGUUGGACUCCAGGGUCCUGGGCUGAGUGUGUCUGCGUCUCCAGGUCACUUGGAAAGCAGAUCUGGAAAAGUAACAUUCCCCAAGAUGAAGAUCCCCAAAUUCACCUUCUCUGGCCGUGAGCUGGUUGGCAGAGAAGUGGGGGUAGAUAUUAACUUCCCUAAAGCGGAGGCCACUGUCCAGGCUGGGACCGGAGAGGGAGAGUGGGAAGAGUCUGACGUAAAACUUAAGAAGUCCAAAAUCAAAAUGCCCAAGUUCAAUUUUUCCAAACCUAAAGGGAAAGGUGGUGUCACGGGCUCCCCGGAAGCAUCCAUUUCAGGGUCCAAAGGCGACCUGAAGAGCUCGAAGGCCAGCCUGGGUUCUCUGGAAGGAGACGCCGAGGCUGACACGUCAUCACCCAAAGGCAAAUUCUCCUUAUUUAAAAGUAAGAAGCCCCGGCACCGCUCAAAUUCCUUCAGCGACGAACGGGAGCUCUCGGCGCCUUCCACCCCGACGGGGACUUUGGAGUUUGAAGGUGGGGAAGUGUCACUGGAAGGCGGGAAAGUCAAAGGGAAACACGGAAAGCUGAAAUUUGGUACCUUUGGUGGAUUGGGGUCAAAGAGCAAAGGUCAUUACGAGGUGACUGGGAGCGAUGACGAGACAGGCAAGUUACAGGGAAGUGGAGUGUCCUUGGCCUCUAAGAAGUCCCGACUGUCUUCUUCUUCCAGCAAUGACAGUGGGUCUAAGGUUGGCAUCCAGCUUCCCGAGGUGGAGUUGGUGGUUUCCAAGAAAGAGUAGCAGGCCUCUAUGUGUGUGUACAUAUAUGUAUAAAAAUACACCAGCCUUGGGUGUGUUUGUAUAUAAACUCCAGAGAGAAACACGCCGACAGCCUCAGUGUAAUGCAGAGAUCUGGCCUCUGCCCGUGCCAAGUGCUGAAAAAGCCAACCAGCCGCCUUAGUUCCCCCGGCCCGGAGCUUUACAGAUACAGGAACUAAGGGUUCCAAGUUCGUCCAGCCCAUGUGCAGAGCCAACAGUAUUUGCCUUGAGAUUACAGUUUUGUUUUGUUUUGUUUUUUUUGCAUUGAAUGCUGAGAGCUCCUGUUUACUAAGCAAGCUUUUGUGUUUAUUAUCCUCAUUUUUACUGAACAUUGUUAGUGUCGGGGUAAUGGAAACCCACUUUUUCACUGUAAUGACUUUGGGGGCUUUUGUUAGUAAGGGUGGGGUGGGGUAGAAGGCAGUAGAGGGGGCCAGACCUCCAUUUCUCCUAAGAUUGGAUCUGUUCAAACAGGGAACACCCAGGGAGGGCCGAGAGGAGCCGCCAGGCAGGGCGCAUGGGUGUCUUUAGGUCUCUUUAGCAUUGCUUUUUUCCCCCAGGGGUGGCGGUCCUAGCCAGUUUGGUGUUCACGGUGAGACGGAAUUAGAAUCUGUUUGCAAAUUGGCCGAUGUCCCCCCAGCUCAACACGUUCUGUGCAUUGUGGGAGAAAUGUUUCCUUCAUGGCCGCCACCUUCCUGAGACUAGUUCUGAUUUCUUUUAAUAAAUGUUACCGUGAUUAAGAAAAUUUCCCGCACUUUAAUGGCAAAUUAAUUGAGAAUGUAAGAAAAUCGAUGCUGUCAAAGGCAAAUAAAGCUGUUUAUUAACCCUGA